Molecule: messenger RNA, 2145 nt
Organism: Cotesia congregata
Lineage: Eukaryota; Metazoa; Arthropoda; Insecta; Hymenoptera; Braconidae
Source: the annotation of a GenBank genome assembly
AUGUCUGAACAUAGAGGUUCAUCUUUCGUUAAUUCUUGUAUUAAAGUGCCUAUAGAUCCUUAUAGUCGUCAACCAACACCCUCUUAUGAACGUCCGAGAAUCCAACGAGUAGAAAAAAGUAGAAAUAGUGUAAAAUCACGUAGAAUUAAUUUCGUAUCGUCUUCGAGUAAUCAGGAUUCAAACCGUGAAAUAAUUAGUUCUGAUGACAGCAAUGUAGAGAGUUUCUUAGAUUUUUUGGAAAGUAUACCUGACUAUGGUGAAAUUAAUCAUCUCUCUAAUGAACAAUUCAAACAGAAGUUGGAUUAUUUGAAAAGAAAACAGAGAUUGUUGUUGAAAAAUUUGAAGAAUUGUUUAGAUCAGGAUGAUAGUGAUGAAAAAAGUCUCGGUGUUCUUGAUAAAUCUUCAACUUUACCUCCGUCGACACCAAGUAUUCCCGACAAGUCUAAGAGGUGGGAUGAAAAUAAUGUUGAUUUGAGAUUGCUUGGGAAGAAAUGUAGUCUUGAGGAUUCUCGGACUGGGAGUCCCUUGUUAUUUUCAUCCGGGACUUUUGCUGGACUGGCUGAAGACCAAGAUUUGUUAACUUUUAGAUGUAAAGACAAGGAUAAAGAAAUGAAAACUUUAAAAAAUCGAGAAAUACAUUCUGCUAGUAAAAGCUGGAGUACUUGGAGUGAAUCUAAAAGUACUGAAAGUGCUAAUAGUGAUUCGGAAAAUAGUGUUGAAACUCGAAGUUUACCGCCUAGUAGUCCUAAGAGAUGGCAACCAACUGUUCCAAAACCAUUUUCAUUUGCAUUAAGAGAUGAAGCAGAAAAGUACAUGUCUCGCGCUGAAAAAGAAGCUACAGAAAAAUUUAAUGAAAAUAAUAAAGGAGGCCCGAUCAAAAAGAGAAGAGUCAGACCGAUUCCUUUGACAUCAAGGAUUCCUUUGUACGAUAAAUUGAUGGAAGCUAAAGAAGAAAGAAGCCGAAUGAUCCGUGAAGAAUCAGCGUGGAGCUUAAUGUCCCAAGUAAAACCUUUCAGAUUAGAGUGUGAUCGUAGAGCUAUUAAAACAAUGAGUCGCUCGAGUCCAGAACUAUGUUCAAGGAAUGUAAAAUCAAUAUCAACAUCUAGAUUUAGAGCAAAGCCUGUGCCAAAAGAUCUUUUUGGUACUGACGUGUACGAUAGAAUGUUAGAAGAUGAGUAUGUUAGACAGAUGCAGAAGAAAAUUCGUGCCGUAGAAUUAUUGAAAUCAUCGGCAUUGCCGCCAUCGAUGGCCCGGAGAGAACGAAUAAAAUCAGCGUGCAUUCCAAGAGUAAGAAAUUGUAGCAAUGACGAGUGUCGCCGUAAUGAAGAAUCAUUAAGAGUAUGUAGUUCUACUCCAAUAACAUCUGAAAGAUCGCGUUCCGUUUUGACUAAUCAGUCCUGCAGAGGUAAUAAUUUAGCUGCAAUUUUACGGUGUCAAGCAUCGAGAGAAAAGUUGGAACGAGAAAUUCAAGAGAGAAUGGAAGAAAAAGCACGGGAGUAUGCAAUUAAAAUGCGGGAAUCUUGGACUGGCCGAAAACCUGCAUGGCGUGCACUGCGACAUACAGCUAGAAAAGAUUUAGCGAGAGAUUUAGAUUUCCGAAUAUCAUUACGCAGGGAUGAAGCAAGAGAACAAGCUGAACGUCAUCGUUUUGAAAUGGAAAUGAUGCUCGAUCGUGUUACACAAAUUCCUACAUUGUUCGAACGUCACUCACAGACUCGUUUCUCUAAGAAGGAACACAAUAUGCAGAAUUUCCAGGGAAUGCGUCAGCUGCAAUCGCGGGCUUACAAACUUGAACGCAAAAAGAAGAAAAAAAAACUCAAACCUCAACAUUCUAUUGUCAGUCUUGAGUCUGACAAUAGUCCCGAAUGUCCAUCACGUCCUGACUCUGAAUCUACACCAACUCGGUUAUCUUCUGAGCAAUCUUUAAAAUCUUCAGGCUCUAGAAAAUCUCAGGCAUCAACUAGAUCAGAAAAUUUUAUGAGUAAUAAAAAAAAAAUUGAGCGCGGAUCUCUUCGAGUAUCGAUUAAUGAAACUGCUGAACUAAUUGAAGAUGAUGAUGGUGACGAUAACGAAAAAUAUUCUAUCAGUCCUAGUGAUGAACAAGAUUCUCACAAUUUGUGCAAUAAAAAUAAUCAAAAUCUUUAA